This is a messenger RNA of Scleropages formosus (Asian bonytongue), 3112 nucleotides long. RefSeq names its product HDGF like 2 (gene hdgfl2). The record is from RefSeq and is a predicted model, not a curated record. Gene Ontology annotation, molecular function: histone H3K27me3 reader activity; histone H3K9me2/3 reader activity. Lineage: Eukaryota; Metazoa; Chordata; Actinopteri; Osteoglossiformes; Osteoglossidae. The coding region runs from base 230 to 2224 and encodes 664 amino acids. The transcript has 16 exons.
GGACAUCCGCUCCGUAACACCGAGAGUUGCAGGAAGCCGCAGUCCGACUCGGCCGCCGUCUCGAGCUGCGUGUCGCGGGUCGGCCUGAAAGCGGGGGGGGGUCUGCAGCACGAAUAAUAGUUAUAAUUGAGGUGGUAGCACGAGUAGUCAUAAGGAUAAACUCCCGGAGGAGGCCGAGGUGUGACGAGCGGGCUCACUGGGGCUCACAGGCAGGCGGAGACAAGAGAAGAUGCCGCACAACUUCCAGCCCGGCGACCUGGUGUUCGCCAAGAUGAAGGGGUACCCGCACUGGCCGGCCCGGAUUGAGGACGUCGCUGAAGGGGCUGUGAAACCUCCUCCCAGUAAAAUCCCCAUCUUCUUCUUCGGGACCCACGAGACCGCCUUCCUCGCACCAAAGGACCUGUUCGCCUAUGAGAAAUACCGGGACCGCUACGGGAAGCCCAAUAAGAGGAAGGGCUUCAACGAGGGGCUGUGGGAGAUCGAGAACAAUCCGCACGCAUCCUACAGCAUCCCAGCUCCGGCCAGCUCCUCUGACAGCGAGGCAGAGGCCAACGAGGCAGGAAGUGAUGCAGAUGAGGAAGCGGUGGUGCCCAGGAAAGCAGAAACCGGGAGCGAGGAUGAGUUUGACUCGGGCAGCGAGGACCGAGGCAGAGGGGCAGGGGGUGGAGGAGGCGGGGUGAAGAGGAAAGCCCCGGCUCCAAAGCGCCCCCCCUUCAAGCGAGCGCGAGGCUCGUCCAGUGAGGUCGAGGGAGGUAAGGAGGAGGAAGAGGAGGAGAGUGGCUCUCUAUCGGAACCAGAACCAUCCCCCACUUCAGACUCGGACUUCGGCAAGGACAGCGACCAGGAUUUCACUCCAGAGAAGAAGAGUGGGGCCAAAGGUGGCAGGAGAGGAGGAGCAAGGAGAGGAAGGAGGAAGAAGCCGGCAUCUGACUCUGACUCUGCGUCCGGGUUUGAGGAGGGUGGGGGUCGCGGUGAGCCGGACGAGAAGCCUCGGCCGGCGCUGUCUGGGUCCGAGUCGGGCUCCGGCUUCAAAUCCAAAUCCGAUUCAGAAUCAGACCCACCACCACGGAAGGCCCCCCAAGCACGAAAGAAGGUAGAGAAGCCCCCAGCUAAGCCUCGUGGGCGCAAGCCCAAACCUGCUCCUGUCCGAGCCCCCAGCACCUCCUCCGAUAGUGACAGCAGUGACAGCGAGCCGGACCGCAUCAGCGAGUGGAAGCGCCGUGACGAUGAGCGCCGACGGGAGCUGGAGGAACGCCGGAAACGAGAGGAGGCGGAGGAGCUACGGCGGCUGCGCGAGAGGGAGCGUGAGGAAGAGGAAAAGCGCAGGAAAGAGAAGGAGAAGGGAGGUCACAGGAGGAGCAGGAGCAGCAGCAGCAGUAGUAGCAGCAGCUCGGAUGAGGGUCCUGACGACCACCCCCUAAAGAAGACCAAGAGGCCGCCUCCCGCACCCAUCCCUGCCCCUUCAGACUCAGACUCUCCAUCCCCAGCUGAGGUGAAAAAACCCCCCAAGCGUGCAGACAGCCAAAAGAAGACAAAGUCAAAGAAAGAGAAGGAUGGAAGAGAGAAGAAGGAGAAGAAGGUCCACCGUCCAGAAGAGAAGUCCCUCAGCAGGCUCUCCAAGCCUGAAAAGCCCAAACGCAAGCCAGAGCGCCCCCUGGAGAAGAAAGUAGAGAAGAAAAAGGAACCAAGCCCAGAGGAGAAGUUACAGAAGCUCCAUAUGGACAUCAAGUUUGCACUGAAGGUUGACAGUCCGGACAUUGAGCGCUGCUUACAGGCCCUGGAGGACCUGGGUACCAUACCGGUCACCAGCCACAUCUUGCAGAAGAACACCGACCUCAUCACAACGCUCAAGAAGAUCCGUCGGUAUAAAGCCAGCACAGCGGUCAUGGAAAAAGCGAGCCAAGUAUACAACAAGCUCAAGAUGCAGAUCCUGGGCAAAGUGGAGGCAGUGCAGAAGUCACCAGCAGACGGCAAGAGCCAGGACAACAGCGGAAAGGAGAAUCAAAACACAGAAACAACACCUGUGAAUGGGGAGUCGAACCCCCAGAAGGAAGCAGACAGCGAGCAGACACAGAGCCCCAAGUCAGCGGACCAUGAAAAUGACCACACCCACACACCCCUGCCUCCUGCCAGUCCAAAGAGCCCAUUGGAACCACAGCGGCCUGCUGCUGAAUCUGACUGCACUGAUGCCACGGAGACAGAAACGGCAGCUGUGGAGAGCUGAGGAGGCUUCGGGGGGUGGGAGCGGAGCGGGGGGGGGUGGAUGGGGGUGGACGUGUUCAACACGGAGGGCGAGAACAAGUGCAGGACCGAAGGAACCCGGUGGGGGGUUUCUUCUGUCGUAAUCCUUUUACCUAUUGUGCUUAUCUGUCAUUGACUUUUAUACAACGAACACCCACCACUUGUCAGUGUGUCCUUGUCCUACGGUGGUGCGCGAGCUGAGUAAGGGUGUGUGUAGAGGAGGAGGCGUUGUGUGCUGCCCACAUGGAGCUGCACAGCCCCUGGUCUCAUCGUAACGUCCAGCUGUGAUGUAAGAACUGGCCGGUGCUGCUCCGCACGUCGGUGGAGCGGUCGACCCCCAGCGCCAGGAGCCGGCGGAGGACGGUGUGACUGGACGGUCAGAAGAGAGGAGUGAUUCGUUAACCUUUUGGUUUUCAAAUCUGCCAUUUUAAAAUCUUUUUAAAAAUCCAGUCUCAUUCUAAAGCAUGUGUGUUAGUGGGAGUUCUUUUUUUAUAUAAAUUUGUCCUGGAACAACAUGCACCCGCCAUCUCUUUAAGGCUUUUGCAUAAUAACCGCAUCUUACUUUUGAGAUUGUGCAGGAUGAUACACAAGUAAUGUACUCACUGUGUGGUCUGGUCUUCACCCUCUGCUCUUACCCAUGUACUCAUUUAGUAGGGAAAGGUACUUAUUUUGUGUACAGAUGAGCAUAACGGGGAUUAUGAAAAUGAUCGUUCAGUUAGUGUCUGAGUAUCUCUUAGGCCGUUGUGACAUUCAGUUGGAGCCUGUUUGAAAUGGGCGCAACACCACACUAUGAAACUGAGUGUUUUAAGUGCAAUGUAAAGCACAAUGGAGAUUUUUAAAGUAACAGAUGCUAGUUGAAUAAAAAUGUCAA